Diceros bicornis minor is the source of this 555-nucleotide messenger RNA. Its product is annotated as keratin-associated protein 15-1-like. The transcript has a single exon. The record is from RefSeq and is a predicted model, not a curated record. NCBI's taxonomy places the organism in Eukaryota, Metazoa, Chordata, Mammalia, Perissodactyla, Rhinocerotidae. Bases 1 to 555 code for a protein of 184 amino acids.
AUGCUAUUACACUCAUCACUGGAGUGUAGAAGUGUCCAGUAUAGAAGGGAUCAUUCACACUCACAAACUCCUCUCAGCAACUCAGCUGAACUCAGAACUCCUGACAAUGUGUCCUACAACUGCAGCUCUGGAAACUUCUCUCGCUUGCUUGGAGGUUACCUGAGGUACCCGGGUCCUACCUUUGAUUCUUUCUCCCCCAACAAUAUAGUCUACUCUCCCAACACUUGCCAACUUGGCUCCUCUCUCUAUGAUGGCUGUCAGAACUUCUGUGAGCCCACCAGCUGCCAGACAUCCUGUGUUGUGGCCAGAUCCCACCAGACGUCUUGCUUCCCUCCAAAGAAUUUCAUCUUCUACAGUCCCUGCCACAGAAAUUACACUAGAUCCCUAGGAUUUGGAAACAUUGGCCUUCGAACUUUUGGUUACAGAGGCACUGGCUUCCUGUCUCUGGGCUGUGGGUCCAGCUUCUGCCGCCCAACUUACUUUCCUCCUGGGAGCUGCCAGUCAACUUAUUACCAACCAGCCUUUGGCUCUCGCUUUUUUGGUUCAACUUACUGA